CAGAGUUGAACAAUGACCAUAGUUGACAAAGCUUCUGACUCUUCAGACCAAUCAACGGAUCAGAAUCAGCCUGGCAGUUCUGAAGCCGUCUCACCUGGAGACAUGGAUGCCAGCUCUGCCAGCUGGGGUGCUGUGUCUUCAUUAAAUGAUGUCUCAAAUCACACGCUUUCUUUAGGACCAGUACCUGGUGCUGUCGUUUAUUCGAGUUCAUCUGUACCUGAUAAAUCAAAGCCAUCACCACAAAAGGAUCAAGUCCUAGGUGAUGGCAUUGCUCCCCCACAGAAAGUUCUCUUCCCAUCUGAGAAGAUUUGUCUGAAGUGGCAACAGACUCAUAGAGUUGGAGCUGGGCUCCAGAAUCUGGGCAAUACCUGUUUUGCCAACGCAGCAUUGCAGUGUUUAACUUACACGCCGCCUCUCGCCAAUUACAUGCUGUCUCAUGAACACUCCAAGACAUGUCAUGCAGAAGGAUUUUGUAUGAUGUGUACAAUGCAAGCACACAUUACCCAGGCACUCAGCAAUCCUGGGGACGUUAUUAAACCAAUGUUUGUCAUCAAUGAGAUGCGGCGGAUAGCUAGACACUUUCGUUUUGGAAACCAAGAAGAUGCCCAUGAAUUCCUUCAGUACACUGUAGAUGCUAUGCAAAAAGCAUGCUUGAACGGCAGCAAUAAAUUAGACAGACACACCCAGGCAACCACACUUGUUUGUCAAAUAUUUGGCGGCUACCUGAGGUCUCGAGUUAAAUGUUUAAAUUGCAAAGGCGUUUCAGAUACUUUUGACCCGUAUCUCGAUAUAACAUUGGAAAUAAAGGCAGCUCAGAGUGUCAACAAAGCGCUGGAGCAGUUCGUGAAGCCGGAGCAGCUUGAUGGGGAAAACUCCUACAAGUGCAGCAAAUGUAAAAAGAUGGUUCCAGCUUCAAAGAGAUUCACUAUACAUCGAUCAUCUAAUGUUCUCACGCUUUCUCUGAAACGUUUUGCUAAUUUUACUGGUGGAAAAAUUGCUAAGGAUGUGAAAUAUCCCGAGUAUCUUGAUAUACGACCGUACAUGUCUCAACCCAAUGGAGAACCGAUUAUUUAUGUCCUCUACGCAGUCCUGGUACACACGGGUUUCAACUGCCAUGCUGGCCACUACUUCUGCUACAUCAAAGCUAGCAAUGGCCUCUGGUAUCAAAUGAAUGACUCUAUUGUGUCUACCAGUGACAUUAGGUCGGUGCUCAGUCAGCAAGCUUAUGUUCUCUUCUAUAUCAGGGCCCACGAUGUGAAAAAUGGAGGCGAACUUACUCAUUCCACCCACAGCCCAGGCCAGUCGUCCCCCCGGCCGGUUAUCAGUCAGCGGGUUGUCAACAACAAACAGGCCUCGGCAGGCUUCAUUGGACCACAGCUCCCUUCUCAUGUGAUAAAGAACCCACCGCAUUUAAAUGGGAGUGGACCCUUGAAAGAAACCCCAAGCAGUUCCAUGUCGAGCCCUAAUGGGACUCCCAGUGUCAACAGGGCCAGUCCUGGGAGUGCUUCCACUUCGGUUCAGAACUGGUCAGUGAACAGAGCCGCCGUUAUUCCAGAACACCCCAAGAAACAGAAGAUUACCAUCAGUAUUCACAAUAAGUUGCCUGUUCGCCAGGGUCAAUCUCAGCCUAACCUUCAUAACAACUCUCUGGAGAACCCUACCAAGUCUGUGCCCUCUUCUACCAUUACCAACUCUUCUGCAAUACAGUCUACCUCGAAUGCCUCUCCCAUGCCAGUUUCUAGUAAAGUAACCAAGCAGAUCACCCCCAGUGAAACCUGUCCCCAGCCCGUGAUGAACGGCAAGUCCAAGCUGAACUCUAGUGUGCUGGUCCCCUAUGGUGCUGAGUCGUCUGAAGAGUCCGACGAGGAGCCCAAGGGACUAGGCAAGGAGAAUGGUCUUGGGACAACCGAAAGCUCUCAUCCCUCUGGCCACGAGGCUGAGGAUGGUGAGGUUUCUCAGCAUGAGUUUCAAGCGCCUAUUACCCUUAACGGUGCUAACAGCAUGGACAGCGACCUGAAGGAAAACGGUCUGCCCUUGGAUGCUGCCAGCUGCCCAGCCCAGCCCGCUCCACACUUGGAAAACCCCUUUUCUAAGGCCAAUGGUCUCCCUGCAAAGUUGAUGCCUGCACCUUUGCCACCUCUCCCAGAAGAUCAAGUCCUAGAGACCUUCAAACUCAGCAGCAAAGUCAAAAGCUCGAUGGAAGAAACCAGUGCAGCUGGACCAGAAAAGAACCCUGAAGAGGAGGCUGAGGUGGAGGGCAGCACUCUGGAUCCCAGCGAAAGUCUGGAGGCCGUGGUGGGUCUCAGCAGCCAGUUAACGAAGGCACUGCCUCCCACUGAGCUCAGCAUCAGAUCUACCAAAGAGGACGCAUCCGAGAACUGUUCCGCAAACCCCACUGAGCCUUUGCCCAACUCCAACAAUCUUUUUAAUGCCAACAAGAGUACCUUAGGGGAUGCCCUGCUCUCCACACUGUGCGAUCCUGGUGGUUUAACCAGUGAUCCGAUCAAACCAGGACAAGAUGUGAAUGGGACGUUAAUAGAGGGCCCGCGGAGCAAAGGCUUGGUGGAAAUGGCAGAGAAGAUAACACCGACACUCUCCGUAAACUCUGACGAUGAGUGUGACCACAAACUCCGGGUUUUCGUCAGUGGAGAGAAAUGCCAAGAACGUGAGGACCUCCUCCAGAGCUCAGGUGUGGUCCCAAGUGAGCUGCCCUGCCCCCUGUUAGACCCCCUCACAGAAAAUCAUCCCUCAGAUGGGGCCAUGGAGCAAAGCAUCAGUGAGAGAGGCGAAGAAAAUAAGGCUGGGCAGAAAGUUCUGGACCAUUCUCCUGUCAAGGAAAAAAUCAGCCUCAGGAAAGUUGAUCGAGGACAUUACCGGAACCGACGAGAGCGUUCCUCCAGCGGCGAGCACCCAAGGGAGAGCCGCAGCAAGACCGAGGACCGCUACCACAAGCAGCCUCGACACCCCUACAUGCGGGAGCGACCCCGGCAGGACCGCCACAAGCCUGAGCACUGCAAUGGGAGUCAGCACCAUACGGCUCCCAGCGAGCGGAGCAGCCCCAGUGAACGUCACACCCUGGGCCGGUACAGCCACCACCACUCACGGAUCCGAAGCGGGUCCGAGCAGGAGUGGAGCCGGUACCAGCACUCCGACAGUGAGCACUGCUGGGGCCGUGACAAGUACUACCCUGAGAAAACAAGGUGGGACAAGUGUCGCUACUACCAUGACAGGUACGCCCCCUAUACGGCCCGGGAGUGGAAACCGUUCCACAGCGACCGGGAGUACGACAAAGCGGCUCCAUACAGCAGCCGGCCGUACAAGGACUACUACAAAAGCCGGAAAGGCUACGAGCUGGUGGCCAAAGAGAAGGACCGGCACCACUUCAGCAGUCCCAGGGUCGGCCCGCCCCACACGCUCCCACCCUACCCAGAAAAAUACCCCCUCGAGAAAGUCGCACUUGUCGCUGACGAACUUGGUGGUCAUCUGUCUGAUCGCUUCCACAGCCACGCCAAUGGAAAGUCUCGGAAGCGGCGAUAUGGCAGCGUAGAAAUGACCGAGGCUGAGAGGGAAGCCAGGAGAAGCCAGCCCAAGGAGUCCUUCGAAGAGCCCAAAGUGAAGAAGCACAAAAAGUCCAAGAAGAAGAAGAAAUCCAAAGACAAACACAGAGACCGGGACUCCAGGCAUCAGCAGGAUUCAGAUCUUUCAGUCGUGUGCUCUGAUGCUGACCUCCACAGACACAAAAAAAAGAAGAAGAAAAAGAAGAGGCACUCAAGGAGAUCAGAGGACCUUAUUGCAGAUUCUGAACUCCAGUUGCCCAAGGCCGCUGGCUCUGAGACUGUGCACCAUGCCCGGAGAGCCCAGGGCGGCAUCCCUCUCCACCCUGGUGGGCCUCUUGAAGGCAUGGGACCUUGCCGCGAGAAAACCAAACACCUCCGGAUGGAAAGCAGGGAAGGCCCGCAUCGCCUCUCUGAGUGCGGCCAGGGAGGAAGUGUGGUCUGCGGCCAGCGGUGGGUGGAGCGAAUCAAGCACUGA
Molecule: messenger RNA, 4032 nt
Organism: Chrysochloris asiatica (Cape golden mole)
Lineage: Eukaryota; Metazoa; Chordata; Mammalia; Afrosoricida; Chrysochloridae
Gene: USP42
Product: ubiquitin specific peptidase 42
Exons: 16
Coding region: 13-4032 (1339 amino acids)
Biological process (GO): protein deubiquitination; regulation of apoptotic process
Cellular component (GO): cytosol; nucleus
Molecular function (GO): cysteine-type deubiquitinase activity; cysteine-type endopeptidase activity
Source: RefSeq, a predicted model, not a curated record